Molecule: messenger RNA, 1880 nt
Organism: Argentina anserina (silverweed cinquefoil)
Lineage: Eukaryota; Viridiplantae; Streptophyta; Magnoliopsida; Rosales; Rosaceae
Product: serine/threonine-protein phosphatase PP1 isozyme 3-like
Exons: 4
Coding region: 532-1503 (323 amino acids)
Cellular component (GO): cytoplasm; nucleus
Molecular function (GO): protein serine/threonine phosphatase activity
Source: RefSeq, a predicted model, not a curated record
AGACCCAUAUGCCCAAAACAAGAGAGAAAAAGCUCAUCAUGCUUUACCGCCGUGUGGCGUGAGUCUGAAGAAUUUUGUGUGCUGCAGCUUGAGCAUCGCACUCACCCACCCAGUAGCCCCCUGAUCUCCAGUUUCAAACUCCUCUCACACUUCAGUUUCAUUUUGCGGGUCCAUUUUCCGCACUCAAAACCCACCAAUUUAACUCCCUCUCUGGUUUCUACUUUCUUCACCAAACUAUAACCCAAAAUUCGAAAGAACAUAUUCCUUGCUUUUCAUUUCAGCCUCCACCAUUCGUUUGUUCCAAAACUCCUCAGAGAACCCAACUCCCCUCUGUACCCAUUUGAUUUAAAGCUCUCAUCUUUUUCACAGUUCUUGCUUUUCUCUUCAAGGAAUGAAAGUCUUUGGUGGCCAAAGCAGUGUUCUUUAUUCUUAUAUUCGGCCUUUUCGUUUUUGGGUCUCCUCUGCUUUGUUCUCUGCUCUUUUCUUUGCUCUGAAAGAUUGAGUUUUUGGGUUGUUGGAGGUGAAUUGGAGAUGGAAACUGCGGCUCUUGAUUCUAUAAUCUACAGGCUUCUUGAAGUUAGAGGGAAGCCAGGGAAGCUGGUGCAACUUCAAGAGUCUGAGAUUAGACAGCUCUGUUUUGUGUCUAGAGAUAUUUUCUUGAGGCAGCCUAAUCUUUUGGAGCUUGAUGCACCUAUCAAGAUUUGUGGUGAUAUUCAUGGUCAGUAUUCAGAUCUUCUGAAGCUUUUUGAGUUUGGUGGACCACCUUCUCACUCCAACUACUUAUUCUUGGGGGACUAUGUAGAUCGAGGAAAGCAAAGCCUAGAAACAAUAUGCCUUCUCCUUGCAUAUAAAAUUAAGUAUCCUGAGAAUUUUUUCCUACUGAGGGGGAACCAUGAGUGUGCUUCAAUAAACCGAAUAUAUGGGUUUUUUGAUGAAUGUAAACGGAGAUUCAAUGUCAGGCUGUGGAGAGUAUUUACAGAUUGCUUCAACUGCCUUCCUGUGGCAGCUCUCAUUGAUGAGAAAAUACUCUGCAUGCAUGGUGGACUAUCUCCCGAGUUAAAUAAUCUAAAUCAAAUUAAGAAUUUACCUAGACCAACAGAUGUUCCUGAAAGUGGGUUGCUCUGUGAUCUCCUCUGGUCUGAUCCAAGCAAAGACAUCAAAGGCUGGGGACCAAAUGACAGGGGAGUUUCUUUUACCUUUGGUGCAGAAAAGGUGACAGAAUUUCUUCGGAGGCAUGAUCUAGACUUAGUUUGUCGAGCUCAUCAGGUUGUAGAAGAUGGAUAUGAGUUUUUUGCUAAUAGACAACUAGUAACAAUAUUUUCAGCUCCUAAUUACUGUGGCGAGUUUGACAAUGCUGGGGCAAUGAUGAGCGUGGAUGAGUCUCUUAUGUGUUCUUUCCAGAUUCUAAAGCCUGCUGAUAAGAAGCCAAAGUUUGGGUUUGGGAGUAGAGCAGCACCUAAGACAGGUGCACCAGCGAAGUCAUUUCUUGGCAGAAUGGUGUAGGUAUUUCAUUAUGAUGAGAGAUUUAAAGAAAAUAUCUGCCUGGUUGGACAUAGCUAAUGUGGCAGCUUAAGUCCUGUUGUUUUCAAUACAAUAUAUACAGAUGGCAACUUCCUCCAGCUAGCAGAAGUGCAACAGAUUUUCUGUGAAGACUGUCUAGAGAGUCACUCCAUGUAUGGGAAUCAGAAAAGUUGGAAGAGGGCUGGGUUGAAUCAUUUUUACAUUUUCCUUGUGUUAUUUGAGUCUUGCAUUUCCAUGUAAAAUAACAACAGUUGUAAGACUCAGUCUGAUAAUUCUCUGUUCUUUGUUAUAUCCGUAUCUGCUGUACUGUUAUGACCAUAGAAUGAAAAUAGUGACUUGUGAGAGUUCAUUUCCCUUCG